Messenger RNA from Columba livia (rock pigeon), 2716 nucleotides. It is a transcript of the gene PRPF4, whose product is annotated as pre-mRNA splicing tri-snRNP complex factor PRPF4. Gene Ontology annotation, cellular component: U4/U6 x U5 tri-snRNP complex. The record is from RefSeq and is a predicted model, not a curated record. NCBI's taxonomy places the organism in Eukaryota, Metazoa, Chordata, Aves, Columbiformes, Columbidae. Gene Ontology annotation, biological process: mRNA splicing, via spliceosome. Gene Ontology annotation, molecular function: U6 snRNA binding; U4 snRNA binding; protein binding. Bases 203 to 1813 code for a protein of 536 amino acids. The transcript has 14 exons.
UGCCCCGCGCCCGCCUUCCCAGCCACACUUCCCGGCGUGACCCUCAUGUCCCGCCGGUAACGGAAACUGCGCCUCCCGGUGUGCCUCGCGCCCCCGGAAGUGGUCGUGAGGCGCCGGGUUCCGUUUGUGGCGCGUCCCGUCUCCUCACGUCUCGUCCCGUCUCCUCACGUCUCGUCCCGUCUCCGGUCCCUGCGCGGCCGCCAUGGCCUCCGUGCGGCCACCGGCAGCGCGCGGCGGCGCCCGCCCCCCCGUGAAGCCGCCCGCGCCCCCGGAGGCCACGAAGAGCAAGCCUGCAGAAGAGAGCGAUGCGCCCCCCGCCAAGAGAGCCCCCAUCUUCUACGGCAGCUUGGAAGAGAAGGAGAAGGAGCGUCUGGCAAAGGGAGAGUCGGGGCUGCUGGGCAAAGAAGGGAUGAAGGCUGCCAUGGAGGCUGGGAACAUCAACAUCAGCAGCGGCGAGGUGUUUGACCUCGAGGACCACAUGAGCGAGCGGCAGGCGGAGGUGCUGGCCGAGUUCGAGCGCAGGAAGAGAGCGCGGCAGAUCAACGUCUCCACCGACGACUCGGAAGUCAAAGCGUGUCUGCGAGCUCUGGGGGAGCCCAUCACGCUCUUUGGGGAAGGGCCCGCAGAGAGGAGGGAGAGAUUGAGAAACAUCCUUUCCGUGGUUGGCACAGAUGCAUUAAAAAAGACCAGGAAAGAUGACGACAGGUCUAAAAAAUCCAAAGAGGAGUAUCAGCAAACCUGGUACCACGAGGGGCCACGCAGCCUGAAAACAGCGAGGCUGUGGCUUGCUAACUACUCGCUGCCCAGGGCAGCAAAGCGGCUGGAAGAAGCCCGGCUGCUCAAAGAGAUUCCAGAGGCGACCAGGACGUCGCAGAGACAGGAGCUACACAAAUCCCUGCGGUCCUUGAAUAACUUCUGCAGUCAGAUUGGAGACGAUCGCCCGCUGUCCUACUGCCACUUCAGCCCCAACUCCAAACUCCUCGCUACCGCCUGCUGGAGCGGAUUGUGCAAGCUCUGGUCUGUGCCUGACUGCAACCUGGUUCACACCUUACGAGGACAUAGCACCAACGUUGGAGCAAUUGUUUUCCAUCCCAAAUCCACCGUCUCCGUGGACAAGAAGGAUGUUAACCUGGCGUCAUGUGCGGCUGACGGCUCCGUCAAACUCUGGAGCCUGGAAAGUGAUGAACCGGUGGCAGAUAUUGAAGGACACAGCAUGAGAGUGGCCCGUGUGAUGUGGCACCCGUCGGGGAGGUUCCUGGGUACCACCUGCUACGAUCACUCAUGGCGCUUGUGGGACUUGGAAGCUCAGGAGGAGAUUCUCCAUCAGGAGGGGCACAGCAAAGGGGUGUAUGACAUCGCCUUCCACACGGACGGGUCCCUCGCGGGGACGGGGGGUCUGGAUGCGUUUGGCCGGGUGUGGGACUUGCGCACAGGACGCUGUAUCAUGUUUCUAGAAGGCCACCUGAAGGAGAUUUACGGGAUUAACUUCUCCCCCAAUGGGUACCACGUUGCAACCGGCAGCGGUGACAAUACCUGCAAGGUCUGGGACCUCCGCCAAAGGAAGUGCAUCUACACCAUUCCUGCCCACCAGAACCUGGUGACCGGCGUAAAAUUUGAACCCAAUCACGGGAACUUCCUGCUCACGGGCGCGUACGACAACACGGCCAAGAUCUGGACUCACCCCGGCUGGUCCCCUCUGAAGACGCUGGCGGGGCACGAGGGGAAGGUGAUGGGACUGGACAUCUCCCUGGACGGGCAGCUCAUCGCCACCUGCUCCUACGACAGAACCUUCAAGCUGUGGACAGCCGAGUAGCUCAGAGGUGCUGCUGGUGGACUGGAACCAAGACAUUAAUGGCUUUGGACUUAAACUUGCUUUUUUUAUAUGAAAGAAAAAAGAAAUCAGCUAUUGCAGCAGCAGUCUGGUCUCGGGUUGAGGUGGUUUUGGAGCAUCCGUGUUUGCCAGGGCUCAGACUCGCACCCUGGGUGAUGUUUUUCCACUUUUUAGGACUUUUUUCCUUUAUACUACAGGUAGAUACUGCUUUGUGCUGCCAUUUGGAGGUGAUCCGUAUGCCUCCCCCUUCUCCUCCACGUCAGGCUCACAGGUUUUCUCUGUUCUGUGUCUGUAGCCGCCCAGCACCUCAGCACUGCUAACACCCUUCGUACCUUCCCUUUUCCAGGAGCCUUUGCUGGGACUCUGCGGCUUCAAACUUCAUUUGCAUUUAGAGAAAUUAAAACAAGCUGUCAGUUAGAGGAGGUUCCCCUGCGUCAGCAAAGGUUGGCUCUGAAUGAGGAGGUUGGUGCCCCCUCUGUGUUCACUCACAGUGGAUGUUAAAGGCCAGGGGAAUUUUUCCUUUCCAUGUACCAUCUCUUGACCUCGAGCUGUUUCAAAUCCACACAGGCAUCUCCUGGUUCUGUGUUUGCUGCGUCUCACCUGAGAUGAUGUGAAGGCAGCGGUUUCAGUGUAGGAUUGUCACGUUUAACACCAUUGGGAGUUUUCUUAUUUGUUGUUGGAAUUGAGGUUUUGCAAAUGUGUUCUGGAAAAUCAAACCAUGUUUUGAACGUGCCUCUGGCUCUGACUAAGGAAUGGAGAAAUUCCAGGUACUUCCCAACACAGUUUGUUUUGUCUGCUGUCAUAAAAACCUCCAGGAGAAAAGCGAAGACCGAUUCCUCUCCCUGUUGUUCCUUGGGCAUGUGAAGAUGAUUCUGUUUGAACAUC